This is a messenger RNA of Motacilla alba alba, 6464 nucleotides long. RefSeq names its product ubiquitin like domain containing CTD phosphatase 1 (gene UBLCP1). Gene Ontology annotation, biological process: protein dephosphorylation. The transcript has 11 exons. The coding region runs from base 4512 to 5468 and encodes 318 amino acids. Gene Ontology annotation, molecular function: protein binding; protein serine/threonine phosphatase activity. Gene Ontology annotation, cellular component: nucleus. The record is from RefSeq and is a predicted model, not a curated record. NCBI's taxonomy places the organism in Eukaryota, Metazoa, Chordata, Aves, Passeriformes, Motacillidae.
GCAAAGGAAUGUCUUAAUGAGUAGGUUAUUGGACAAAAAGUUAACCAGUGCAAAAAUUAAGAUUGCCUGUGAAAGCUAAUUUGGGACCUCAUGUAUAAUACUGGUGGCAGCCAGUCCCCAAAGCCUUUGUGUUCCCUUCUUGAAAUUUUAUCCCAUUCACUAAACAGGAAUAAAUAUACUUUAAUAAAGUUUAAUUCCUGCAGAAACCCAUACCCAGAAAGAGAACUUGGAAGCAUUACUGGGCAAUGGCAAGAGAGUCAGUACAUCUAUCUCUGAUUUAACUACUCUCACCCUGGAAUCCCAUCUCAAAAAUUCCUGGUUUUCACUAUCUGUGACCCUUUUCCUAAAUUUCUCACCAUCACUUAGCAUCUCAUCAUCUCCUAACUUUUCCUCUCAUUCCUGCUGCUUUUCAGAGCAGAAUUCAGCUGGUUUCUCAAUUUCCUAUUUGUUUUUACUCUUUUCAGGAAGCCAUUCCUGCAGUAUCACUGAUCAUUAAAUCUCUCCUUUGAUUACAUGUAUCUUUACCCCUCUCAUAAUGCUGGACAAUGCUGACUCCAAACACAUCAACAGCUGCUGCGAUUUUCAACAUACCUAAAGAAAAGCCAGAGCAAUCUCUGUGUUGGGAAGCUGGAGAGCUGUGUGGUGAUGUAAGGAAAGGGAUGAAUCAGGUUUUGUUCAGUAACAAAAGCAUCACAGUUCUUUCCCAAGAUCCCUUGCCAGUGGGGCAUAAUCUAGAAUACAAAGAAUCGAAGUAAAUAAAAUAAAAAUCAUUGGGCUGAAUAGUGGCAGAAGAAUAACAGUUGCAUUCAGGAGGUGGAAAAUCAUAUGCUGCAAGGGAACAAGCCUCUGGUAUUUGUAUCAUCUCGCAGUGCCAGCAUUCACUAAAUAAUCCUGGAAAAGCUCCUGUAAGGAAACUACAUAAAUAAUAUUCUAACUUCCCCUUUACUGAUAAAGCAGCUGAGACAAAGACUCUAUUAGUAAUAACCUGAAAAUGUGCUUCACUUCAAACUGGAGACAUUUCCGAGUCUCCAACCGAGCUGGCAGCUCCUGAAGCAUCACUGAACUCUGGGAAUGCGGCGCUCGGAGUUGUGCCCGGAGUGGCAGUGACUCAGAAUCACAGGGAGCCCUCAAAUGCUGCAUUUCUGGGGCACAGGGAUGGCAGUGCCCAGCACACCCCCUGCCUGCUCCGCUGCAGGCACCGGUGACCAGCAAGGCAGGAGGCUGCAAACACUUGGAUGGUAUCAGGCUUGCAGAGUUUGACAUUCUCAGACAUCAGUGCCUUUACCACCUGCUCAGAACAAAUUGUAAACCCGAGAAAGGGGACUAGGAAAAAGCCAUAAAGUAUCGUAGGAUAUCAUAAAAAGAGGCUUUAAGGGAAAAGCAAAAAGCGUAACACAGAGUAAGAAUAAAAUACACUGGUACCAAAAUGUAUUUUAAGGAUUAUUCUAUUCUUAGUGGAGAAUAUGGGCUCCGCUCUAGAUUUUUUCCAAACAUGGGUUCAGUUUAGAAGUGGCGCAGAAAGGCUGGUGCAUAUUCGAGUUUUCUGAACCAAAAAUAAAUUUGGAAAACAGAACAAAUUAAGGUCCUGUAAUCUGUGCUGUUGGCCCCUUCAUAGUCUGCAGACCAUUAACAUCAGCACUAACUCUCCCCCAUUAAAGUCACUGAAUAAACAAGUAUUUAGCACCUCUCAGCCCUGCAAUGCCAUCACCUUUUGUUUUCCAACUCCUUCUUAUCACAGAGAUGUGAUCUAAUCCCUUAAUUCUCAAAGCAACCUUUUGAGGUUUCCACAGUUUUCAGCUUUAAAUGAUGAUUUCAAAGGACUCUUACCCAGCAUCUCCCAGAGCUGCUAGUGGGAAUUUUGCUCUCUUAUAUGGAGCAUGAACAGCAAUUUAGGAGAUGAGCUCCUGGGCUUCAGUACUUAUGCACAGGAGCAUAUUGCACAAAAGGAUCAGAAAUGCGUGAUGUGAACACGGGGCACGGGAAGGGAGCCAGCAGGCAUCAAUCUGACAUGCAGCCACUUCUUUUAUUUCACCCCGGAGCAUCCCGGGAUGUAGCAGUGCACAUCAAGGUGAAAGGGAACGUGCAUUUGCUUUCAAAUUUUCCCACUGCUCUUCCUUCCUCCUUGCCCUGCUAAUUUACCACAGUGCAAACCCAGAGAGCCCCACCAUGAAACACCUUCCUCAGUAUAAAGAUCGUGUUGUUUGGACUUUGAAUUGUAAUUACAUGGUUUUAGUCAAAUUACCACUUUGCAUUUAGUAACAUUAGGAUUGAGCACCACCAUGUGUUUCACAGCUAAAUAAAAUGAUGUAUUUAUCUGCACCACGUGAAUCUUGUCAAGAUCAGAGAACCUUCUAAGGAUACCAAAACAUCAGACCAGAAAGUAAAUAUGCAUUUAUAUCACUCCUCAAACAAAAAACGAAACCAAACCCAAAAUCCUACUGCCUCCUUUUCAAGAGAGCUUCCUAAAGGCCAACCAGAAAAGAAAAAAAAAACAUUUUUAACAAAAUGGCAAAUACAGAGGUGAUUCACACUGGAUGUCAUCUUUGUAGGCUGAAUUUUAAGCAGGCCUGGAGGGUGCAUAUUUUCAUGACAGGGUGUGACUUUAAUUACCAGUUGCAGCUUUGGAAGCUUUCCAGCACUAUUGUAACAUGCUGCCUCGGUGCAGAGGACGACCGUGUGUCAUUCAAGCAAAAAGCAAACCCUUGGUGACUGGGAUACAAGCAGAGUGACUGGUUUUACGUGGAUUUAGGUGCAGCCAGAAACUAAACUGGACAAGAACAGUCCUUACAAUGGUCUCCCAUUUGUAGCACUCUUCUAGAAACCAAAGUAGUGUUUUUACAUAAAACUUGAAUACAGAACAAACUUGAACUACAUAUCCAGGCAGGAAAUAUGUUAAAUUAAUGUCCUCUUAGGAAAGAGAUCAGGCUUCUACACAGGUUUUACUUAUACUGCCCUUCUCCACUGAGAUGCCCUUACAGCAGGAAUGGCUCUUCCAGGUUGCAGCAGCCACUCUGAAGAAACUUCUACUCACUGUAUAGUUGUUUACCUCUGCUCUUUUGUUCCCCUCCGUACUUAUUACCAAGUUAAACAGAGAAAAAUUAUCUAACCUCUCAACACUGCAAGACAUAAGGUAAUGGAGGACUGAAACCUUCACUUCCUUCCUCAAAUUUAACACCACCUCUACUGACACCAAGCUGAACCAGUCUCUGUCACCUCCACGUGAUUUCAAAUAAGAAACCACCCUUUCCCACAGAAUAAUGUUCUUCCCUUUAAACUAUUUCUGCAAAGCAGAGCGAAAGAGGUCAUUUUGUGGCAAAGUCUAUUUUUUUCCUUCUACAUCUGUUGCCUAAUCACAGAACCACUGCAGCUGAAGGCAGUUCCCAAAAAUCCCAACAGGAGUCUAGAAGUGUCAACAGACACCACAAUGUGUCUGUAAAGAGUUAGCUUUAGGAGCAAAGAGAGUUUAGAGUCACAUAAUCACAGAAUGGUUUGGGUUGGAAAGGACCUUAAGAGUAAUUUCUUUCCAAACCCCCAGCUGUGGGAAGACACCUUCCCCUGGACCAGGCUGCUCAGAGCUCCAUCCAACCUAGCCCUGGACACUCCCAGGGAUGGGACAGACACAGCUUCUCUGGAAAACCUGUUCCAGGGCCUCACCACCCUCACACAAAAGAACUUCUUGCUAAUAUCCAAUCUAAACCCACGCUCUUUCACUCUGAAACCAAUCCCCCUUAUCCUGUCACUCCAGGCCACUGUAAAGAGUCUCUCUCUCCAGCUUUCUUGUCAUCUCCCUUCAGAUACUGGAAGGCUGCAAUUAGGUGGCCCUGAAACCUUCCCUUCUCCAGGCUAACAAUCCCAACUCGCCCAGCCUUUCCUCCCUGCAGAGCUGCUCCAUCCCUCCGAUCAUCCUGGCGCCUCCUCUGCACUGGCUCCAGCAGCUCCACGUCCUGUCCGUGCCGGGACCCAGAACUGGAGGCAGCUCUGCGGGGUCCCAGGCGCGAUCCCUGGGCACAGAACAAUACGAGUAAACAAAAGGAAACAGAGAAUAAACUCCUUUCACAGCUGGCAGUGUAAGACACACUCAUGCCAGCAGCUGCCCGGUGCAAGUCGCCUCUCCGGCCUCCCGGGGGCCGCGGCGGGGUUCGGCCUCAGGCCGGCGCUGAGGGGGCGAGGGCUCGUCGGUGCCGCGGCGUUCCCUCCCGGUCUGCUGCGCGACCCCGCCGGGAGCAGCCCCGCGGAGCUGCCGUUUCCCCGCCCGGGGCCCGACCCGCAGCAUCGCCCGGCGCGGCCCGGGCCCCGCUCGGGGCCGGCCGUUCCCCGGGCCCGGUCCCGCGCACAUCCGGGCGCCUCCCGCUUCCGCCGCGCGCAGUUCCGCUUCCUGCGCGGCGGAGCCGGGACGGAGCCGGUCCCGCGGCCGGGGUGAGCGCCCGCUCCGCGCUGCCAGGGCGGGGGCGGAUCGGCGGCCCCGCACAGCCCGAUUUUUCAGACAGUAACACUGAACAUAUGCUUCAAGGAUGUCUCUCUCUCUCAUAAUAAAAUGGGGUGGACAGGAGUACACAAUAACCUCGCUGUCAGAAGAAGACACAGUGCUGGACCUGAAACAGUCUCUGAAGGGCCUCACUGGAGUGUUACCAGAGCGUCAGAAACUGCUUGGGCUUAAAAUGAAGGGCAAACCUGCAGAUGAUGAUGUUAAGCUUGGAGCCCUCAAGUUGAAACCAAAUACUAAGAUAAUGAUGAUGGGCACCCGUGAAGAGAGUUUGGAAGAUGUCCUUGGGCCGCCUCCAGAUAAUGAUGAUGUGGUCAAUGACUUUGAUAUUGAAGAGGAAGUUGUGGAAGUAGAAAAUAGGGAAGAAAAUCUACUAAAAAUUUCCCGUAGAGUUAAAGAAUACAAAGUGGAAAUUCUGAAUCCUCCUAGAGAAGGAAAAAAACUGCUGGUGCUAGAUGUUGAUUAUACACUAUUUGACCACAGGUCAUGUGCUGAAACUGGGGUGGAGCUGAUGAGGCCAUACCUUCAUGAAUUCCUGACUUCUGCAUAUGAGGACUAUGAUAUUGUCAUUUGGUCUGCUACUAAUAUGAAGUGGAUUGAAGCCAAAAUGAAAGAGCUUGGGGUGAGUACCAAUGCAAACUACAAGAUCACUUUCAUGCUGGACAGUGCUGCCAUGAUAACAGUGCACACUCCUCGCAGAGGCCUAAUAGAUGUGAAGCCUCUUGGUGUUAUCUGGGGAAAGUUUUCAGAAUAUUACAGCAAAAAAAAUACUAUUAUGUUUGAUGAUAUUGGCCGAAACUUCCUGAUGAACCCACAGAAUGGACUCAAGAUAAGGCCUUUUAUGAAAGCACAUUUAAAUCGGGAUAAAGACAAGGAGCUUCUAAAGCUCACCCAAUACCUCAAAGAAAUAGCAAAAUUAGAUGACUUUUUGGAGCUGAAUCACAAACAUUGGGAAAGGUAUCUUUCAAAGAAGCAAGGACAAUAACACUAAUAAAACUGUGUGGCACUGAAUUGAAGGGAACAUCACCAAGAUCAUUGGACUUUUCCUUGCUUUUGUGCUAGAGUAUAAUAGUGCUGGACACUGGACCCAAUGCCAGAACGACUGCUAAACUUGGUCUUCCAGCUGGUUGGUUGUGGGUUUUUUAAAAGAUCACAGCAAUAAGCUCAAAGUGGGAGAAACAAGUCAGUUGCUUUUUCUUGCAUUCAGUUCUGGUGUUACUUCUCAAAAUACUUUUCCUCUCCUUUGCUGCUGAAGUAUAACCAUAACCAUCAAAGACCAAAACCAUUCUGAGACUAGAAAAAAAAAAUAUUUAGACCAAAAAUGUUGAUUAAAAAGCCAACCUUGGCAGUGUAUGAAUUGUAUAAGUCCUCUAUUCCCUCCAUCUUUAGAAACAGUCUCCCUCUCCCAUUCCAGUAUUUAAGUCUAUAAAUUACAAGUUGUCUAAGUUUGGUAUGUAUUAGUAUGUCAGUGUUUCUCUGUGCAAGACAGUAAGAUGGGAAAGUACCACCUCUGUGGCCAGUUUACCCCAGUGUGUGAACUUGUACUAUAAAGCAGUGUUUACUGGAAAACAAAAGAUUGAAAUUUGAGGGAGAGAAACCCACUGUUAUUUGAUGAGUGAAAAGCAGUCUGCCUGAAAAAUCCCCGUAUCUCAGAUAAAGGGUUUAAACCUCAGAUGGGAAAGUCACAUUCCUAACAAAGCAUGAACAAAACCCUUGUUCUCUUCUAGCUAAAUCUUGUCAAAGUGCAAACACUGUGUUUAAAUACAAUAUUCAGCCAUACUGUUCUUAAAAUAUCAUUUACUUGCGCUGCUUAUGCCUGCACUAUAGAAGUGUGAUGUGACUGCUGUUUGGCAUUUCCAACACUUGUGCAUUAUGCAGUUCAUGGAUUUGAAAGAAGACUGACCCUUUCAAAUAAAAAAUGGUAUAUAUUGUUCUUAAGGAACUAUAGCAGUUGUGUAAAUAAUAAAUACCUUUUUUCAUA